Molecule: messenger RNA, 1585 nt
Organism: Nomascus leucogenys (northern white-cheeked gibbon)
Lineage: Eukaryota; Metazoa; Chordata; Mammalia; Primates; Hylobatidae
Exons: 1
Coding region: 1-1452 (483 amino acids)
Source: RefSeq, a predicted model, not a curated record
AUGAAUCCUCUCCCGCACCGGGGUGAAGUCUUCCUGCUGGUGGGUGGGGAGAGAGAGCAACUGGCCAGCCAGGGCACAACCCCUGCCAGGGAUUAUAGAGUGGGGAUCAGUCCAGCCUCCCAGCAGGCCCAACCUGAAUCCCGGAGAAGACGACAAAGGGACAAAGGGGUGGAUCCAGAGAAGGCCCCCAGCCUGACUCGGCAGUCCCCAAACCCUCCGUCUCUGACUGCUCCCUUGGGCAUGCCCUUUGCCUGCCCCUGUCUCCCGCGUGGCCCAGCCCGGGAAGCUGCCAUCAUUCUGGCGGGUCCUCCCACCGCCCUCACUGUCCUGCCCAAGGGGACAGGCCUCAAGAAGAGCAAACGACUGCUCCUGGAGUCCCUCAUGCGGAGGAGGAUUGCACACCUGAAGUGGGGUCUUCCCCGGCGGAUCCUGGAGUCCUAUUUCCUGUUUAACUUCUUAGGAUCUUGCUCAUUGACCCUUUCUGGGGCGAGGCCCCCUGGACUGAACACAGGCCCGGAGCUCCAAGCGCAGCAGGAAAGGGAUUGUGAGGCCCAAGGCUCCUCAUCAGGCCUUAAGUCCCAAGAGAGGUUCCAGAGGGUUCAGCGCCCAGACAGAAAAAGCUCAAAACUUCCUAUACAAGCCAGAGCUCUGGAGAGGAACAGACCGCACAGGUCAGAGCCCAUGAGCGUUUCCAUCCAGCCUAAAAAGGCCAGGAGAGUCACGCCACCAGGGGGCGCCAGAGAACCACAGGAGAUCCAGGAAGCGCCCGCUAGGACCAAGCUUCCAGCUCCCAGGACCCCCAGGCCGGCAGCGGAGUCCAGGAGCUGGUGUGGCCUACAAAGGGUCGGAGAGCCUCCCAGUGAGAACAGUAGGGGCAGGAAAAUUAUCAGGUCAAGGGUCUCCCAGCUGGCAGAGAGGGCUCCCAGCAGAGUGAGGACCUCAUUCUCUAGGGCAGACCACGCCCACUGGAGGAAGGAAUGUACAUCCUGGGAGGACUCUAAGCCCCCCAGACUCAAAUGCCAGCAGCCCACAUACUGGAGAAGAGGAAGCCUGGAAUCUACAGGGUGCAGAGGGGCUGGGCAGCAGCCUCCCUGCCAUUCUGCAGAACCUGUUAGCUUCAAAGGGAGGCUCCACUCUGCAGUGGCAAAGCUGAGCCUGACCCUUCUGAACAAGAUGUCCUGGUCCCCACAGCUCGCCAAGCGCAAGCACUUGUCCCCUAACCUGAGCCUGAGGGAACCUGAUUCUACUCUGCUUCCCAAAGUGGGUGAUCCACGUGCAGGGGAGGACAGCAUUGGAGACCACACUGCUUCACAGAAGGAUCUUCAGCCGCCAGGUCACUGCUGUACUGGGGCCCCCUUCCUAAGACAGAGAGUCCCCAGGGCCAGGAGGCACCUGGGAACCCAAAUGGGGCUCCACAGAAUACCCGAGCCUCCAAAAAGUUUAGUAUUAUGAAGCAUCUGAAUUUUUUUCUCUUCCAGCAUGGCUUUAAAAAGUAGACUCAGGCCCAGAGUCCUCAGGACAAAUCAGAAAAGCUUUGAGAGUGUCCUCAUCCCUGCAAAGCCUCUAAUAAAUUGGUUGUGUGGGC